AUGCAAACUAGAAAUACUUUUUCUUGGAUAAAGGAACAUAUUACUCGAUCUAUUUCCGUAUCGCUCAUGAUAUAUAUCAUAACUCGGACAUCCGUUUCAAGUGCAUAUCCCAUUUUUGCGCAGCAGGGUUAUGAAAAUCCACGAGAAGCAACCGGGCGUAUUGUAUGUGCCAAUUGUCAUUUAGCUAAUAAGCCUGUUGAUAUUGAGGUUCCACAAGCAGUACUUCCUGAUACUGUAUUUGAAGCGGUUGUUCGAAUUCCUUAUGAUAAGCAAGUGAAACAAGUCCUUGCUAAUGGUAAGAAAGGGGGUUUGAAUGUGGGGGCUGUUCUUAUUUUACCGGAAGGGUUUGAAUUAGCUCCUUCCGAUCGUAUUUCUCCCGAGAUGAAAGAAAAGAUAGGAAAUUUGUCUUUUCAGAGCUACCGCCCUAAAAAAAAUAUUCUUGUAAUAGGGCCUGUCCCCGGCCAGAAAUAUAGUGAAAUCACCUUUCCUAUUCUUUCCCCAGACCCCACUACUAAGAAAGAUGCUCACUUCUUGAAAUAUCCUAUAUAUGUAGGAGGAAAGGGAAGGGGCCAGAUUUAUCCCGACGGAAGCAAGAGUAACAAUACAGUUUAUAAUGCUACAGGAGCGGGCAUAGUAAGCAAAAUCAUACGAAAAGAAAAAGGGGGAUAUGAAAUAACCAUAACAGAUCCAUCGGAUGGACGUCAAGUGGUUGAUAUUAUCCCUCCAGGACCAGAAGUUCUUGUUUCAGAGGGUGAAUCCAUCAAAUUGGAUCAACCAUUAACGAGUAAUCCUAAUGUGGGUGGAUUUGCAGGAGAUGCAGAAAUAGUACUUCAAGAUCCAUUACGUGUCCAAGGUCUUUUGGUCUUCUUGGCAUCUGUUAUUUUGGCACAAAUAUUUUUGGUUCUUAAAAAGAAACAGUUCGAGAAGGUUCAAUUGGCCGAAAUGAAUUUCUAG
Messenger RNA from Apis cerana (Asiatic honeybee), 954 nucleotides. RefSeq lists its product as uncharacterized. Gene Ontology annotation, molecular function: heme binding; iron ion binding; electron transfer activity. Gene Ontology annotation, cellular component: chloroplast thylakoid membrane. Lineage: Eukaryota; Metazoa; Arthropoda; Insecta; Hymenoptera; Apidae. The record is from RefSeq and is a predicted model, not a curated record. Gene Ontology annotation, biological process: photosynthesis.